Fusarium sp. VM40 is the source of this 1092-nucleotide messenger RNA. The record is from the annotation of a GenBank genome assembly. NCBI's taxonomy places the organism in Eukaryota, Fungi, Ascomycota, Sordariomycetes, Hypocreales, Nectriaceae.
AUGGCAACGCCUGCAAACACCGCCGCAGAGGCCCGCGCUUCCGAGGAUGCGUAUUUCUCUCAAAAUCCCCCCCCGCGCAACCUGGCCGCCCACACGGCUCUCGCAGCCAGUUUCAUCUCGUCGCAUGCCGCUGCGGGCCGUCGUGUUGUCCUUAUUACCUCGGGCGGAACAACCGUUCCUCUGGAGAAGCAAACAGUGCGUUACAUCGACAACUUCAGUGCUGGUACCCGUGGCGCCACCAGUGCCGAGUACUUCCUCCAAGCCGGCUAUGCGGUUAUUUUCUUGCAUCGCCAGUUCAGUCUGCUUCCGUACUCGCGGCACUAUUCUCACGCCACGGAUUGUUUCCUGGACUUUUUGAGUGAGGAUUCGGAGGAUAGGAUUGGUGUGAGGGCCGAGGUGCAGGAUAAGAUGCGUGGGGUGCUGAGACAGUAUCGCAAGGCUAGAGACGACAACAUGCUCCUCACGAUACCCUUUGUUACCAUUGUCGACUAUCUUCAUGAGCUGCGUGAAAUCGCCCGUCUCAUGCGUCCUCUAGGACCAUCUGGCCUUCUCUAUCUCGCCGCUGCAGUCUCAGAUUUCUUUGUUCCUCCCGACAGGAUGGCCGAGCAUAAGAUCCAGUCUACCAAUGCCGUCGACCAGAAGCGGCCAGAGGAGGAGGAGACAUUUGACAACUUUGACUCAUCACCUUCUGUCCCACGCUCCAAGCGUCUUGUCAUUGACCUCGACCCUGUUCCCAAGUUCCUCAAGAACCUGGUCGACGGGUGGGCACCCGAGGGCAUGAUUGUCUCCUUCAAGCUAGAGACAGAUCCACCCCUGCUUGUUCGCAAAGCUCGCUACAGUCUUGACCGAUACCAGCAUCAUUUGGUCAUUGGAAACCUUCUAUCUACGCGAAAGUGGGAAGUCGUCUUCGUCAGCCCCGGGAGAGAUGAUCACUGGGUGCGUGUGCCGCGAGAGGGCGGCUGGGGAGAGGCCGAGAAGAGGCCGCUCGUUGCAGAGGAGUUGCCAAGUCAGGAUCCUGACGUUGAGAUCGAAUCUCUCAUUAUUCCCGCAGUGCAGGAGCUUCAUGGUGAGCAUAUAAAGGCACAGAAGUAA